This is a messenger RNA of Dentiscutata heterogama, 1338 nucleotides long. The record is from the annotation of a GenBank genome assembly. NCBI's taxonomy places the organism in Eukaryota, Fungi, Glomeromycota, Glomeromycetes, Diversisporales, Gigasporaceae.
AUGCAAAGUUUUCAAACUUUAUUUAGAGCGUUAGUUCGUUCUUUUUCACAUAAUUUUAAUCCAGCGAUUUUACGUUCCCAAAGUGCGAUAACGCAAAAUAACCCAUUUUUACACUUCUCAAAAGUAUUUUGCAGACGACUAGAAACGCGUCAUAUAAGAAUUGGUUAUAUUUCAACUGAAAAUUUUCUCAGUUUAUUAGGCCAACGUUACCAUUAUUGUACCAAUGCCCAUGAGCAAAAUUCACAGUCAAAAAAUGUUCCUGUUAUCGAUUGGAAAACUUUAUCAUUCUACUCAUUUCAUGUAAUUCCCGAUUCAUAUCUACCAAAAACACGUGAAUUACUUUUAUCCAAGUUUGGUGAAAUGGGGAUAGUUGGUAGGAUAUAUAUCGCGACUGAAGGUAUCAAUGCUCAAUUAUCAUGUCCAGUUGAACAAUUGGAUAACUUGAGAAAAUUUUGCAAUCAAGAAUUGAAGCUAGAGGAUGUAGAAUUUAACUUUUCAACAAAUCACGUGAAAGCUUUUCGAAAAUUAAAUGUUAAAAUCAGAAAUCAGAUUGUUACUGAUGGUUUAGAAAAAGGAUCUUACGAUUUGUCUAAUCAACCGAAGCAUCUUUCUCCUGCUGAAUGGCAUACCGCGUUGUCUAAUGCUAAUACACCAAUUAUUCUAAUUGAUAUGAGGAAUCACUAUGAAAGUGAAAUUGGUUAUUUUGAAAAUUCUAUUCGUCAAGAUGUGGAUACUUUUCGCGACAGUAUAAUUUCUGUGAAUAAGAUACUUGAAGGAAAACAAAAUGAAGAUAUUUAUAUGUAUUGUACUGGUGGCAUUCGAUGUUCAAAGGCUGGAGCAAUACUCCUCUCAAAUGGAUUUAAGUCUGUCUAUGUUUUAAAGGGCGGAAUUACGGCAUAUGGUCGUUACAUUACUUCAAAUCCAUCAAUUACUUCAUUAUACAAAGGUCGUAACUUUACAUUUGAUAAACGUCUUGGAGAACCGAUCACCAACGAUGUAGUUUCUCAAUGCCAUACUUGUGGUGAACCAUGUGAUACUCACACGAAUUGUAGAAAUAAAACUUGCAAUUUAUUAUUUAUACAAUGUCAAGAGUGUAGAAAGAAAUUAAGCAGAACAUGCGGUAGUGAAUUUUGUUUGCGUCUAGUUCAAGCUUGGGAUGAAAAAUUUGGUAGACCUUCCGGAUUUGAUGAUGUAAAACCUAAUUAUCAGUGCGUUUAUGAUCAUGUUCAUCGGACACGUCCAAAAUUAGUGAUUGAACGACUAGGUGGGACGUCUGCGAAUGUACCGUCGGAUUUAGUUGAAAUGCUUUUGGAAAAAAAUUCAAUCAUUAAACAUUAG